Molecule: messenger RNA, 1206 nt
Organism: Cyprinodon variegatus (sheepshead minnow)
Lineage: Eukaryota; Metazoa; Chordata; Actinopteri; Cyprinodontiformes; Cyprinodontidae
Product: zona pellucida sperm-binding protein 3-like
Exons: 8
Coding region: 1-1143 (380 amino acids)
Biological process (GO): binding of sperm to zona pellucida; positive regulation of acrosome reaction; egg coat formation
Cellular component (GO): extracellular matrix
Molecular function (GO): acrosin binding
Source: RefSeq, a predicted model, not a curated record
AUGAAGCUCCUCAUGGGUGAAUUGUUUGAUCCCAAGAUCAGAAUGAGGUCUCUGGUGCUGUUGGUAUCUUUCCUUUUUGGAGUCUUGGAUGCCAUAAGGACUUUAAAAGAAGGUCCAAUGAUUGAUGCUGAAGGAAGGGAAUACAAAUCUGUCAAUCUGGGAGAUUACAGCAAACCAAAGCCCAGUGACAGACCCACUGUUCGUGUGCAGUGCACAGAAGUUUCCAUGAUAAUUUUAAUCCAGGCUGAUUUUUACAACAAUGGCCGCCUAGUUUCCCCAGAGGAGCUGUUUCUGGGAGAUGCCAAGUACUGGAGGAACAAACGGUGCCAAGCUGUUGAUGCUGGGAAUGGAGAAUAUGUCAUAGAGGCUGAACUGCAUGACUGUGGCUCCAAGUUAACAAUAUCUCGAGAUGACAUGAUCUACUCGAACAACCUGAUGCUAUCUCCACCUGUUGGUUCUCAUGGCAUUACAAGGAUGACGGAAGCUGUGGUUCCCGUUUCUUGCCAUUAUAAAAGGACCCACACUGUAAGCAGCACUUCUCAGCAGCAGGCUCAAGCUUCCUCCGCUUCAUUAAAGUUUCCUAUGGGAAGCUCUCCUAUUUCUCUGAAGCUGAAAACUGAUGACUGGUUAGGUGAGAAGCAUACGAAUGCCUUUUACCUCGGUGACCCAGUGCACCUCGAGGCCUCGUACAGUGGUCCAGAUCAAAGGAAACUAUUCAUCGACUUCUGUGUUGCGACUCUGACACCUGACUACACAUCAGCACCCAGAUACUAUUUCAUUGAUAACCAUGGCUGCUUUGUUGAUGCUAAAGAUGGAGGUCUUAAUUCAGUCUUUCAAGCCAGAUCAAAGCCCAGUUUGCUUCGGCUCCAAUUUGAUGCUUUCUUGUUUAGAAAUGAUCCGAGGAACACUAUAUUUAUAACCUGUGAGGUUAAAGCUACAGGCCAGUUGUGGAAGAGCAGCCCAACAAACAAGGUCUGCAAUUACAGGCAUUCGAGCUGGAAGAACGUGGAUGGUACUGAUGAUGUUUGUCAGUGUUGCCAAAGCACCUGCAUUAGCCAAAGGUCUACAGAUGACCUUUGUGACACCUUGACUUUAGGCCCUUUGAUAAUAAAUCCCAGGAGAUUGGCAAAGGAAGAAUCGUGAAACUAUACUCUGAGCACCACAUUUAUCCUGGCAUUGUAAAAUGACAAUGAAGGCAAAGCUAUG